AUGUCUCUCUUGUCGCUUACCACAAGAUGGCCGCUGAUGCUAUCCGCUCUUUUCUGGGCUGUUUCUUUUUGUCCGCAAUCCAUCCAUGCUGCCACCAUCAUGGACACGGACAGCAAUUUGGAAAUGGCUGUUUCUGUUUUAGAUUGGAUUCACAACGCCGAAGGAGGCUAUUUCAAUCCCAAACAAGCUUUGCAAAAGACUGAAAACUCGACGCAAUCGCCUGUGGGCGUCUUUGCAGUCGAGGAUAUUGAAGAAGGCGAAGUGUUAAUGACCGUCCCGUGGGAGUUGAUCAUCAAGAGCCACGACAAGAACGAAGAAGGACAGAUGUGUUGCGGAACUGUAGCAGCUGUACUCAAGGAGAUGAAACUAGGAGAAAAAUCCAAGUAUCAUCCUUAUCCAGCCUAUCUCAAAUCUCAGCCGGACAACGAUUUGCCUUCCAAUUGGAGCGAAAAGGCCAAGGAUCUAUUGUAUGAAAUUGUGGGGGUUCCUCAGGGAAAUGAUCCCAGGACUUCUGAUUUUGAUAGUAUUCCGCCAGAGGAACCCAUUGAAUGGUUGGAACUGGAUUUUAAUCAAAAGUGUCACGGAUCUCGUCGGGACAACAUGGCCAGGCAUGCGGCUUUGCUGGUAGUCCAACGCAGUGACGACUAUAUCAUGGUUCCGGGAUACGAUUUUUACAACCAUCGGAAUGGAAAGUAUCACAAUACCGAGAUUCGUUGGGAACACGAGUCACCGCACGUUACCAAGGCGUCGCGUGCCAUUCAAAAGGGAGAACAAAUCUUUAAUUCCUACAAUUUUUGUGCCGAAUGUGAAGGACGAAGAUCUCAUUAUGGUGCUGCAGAAAUUCUUCGCGAUUACGGAUUUGUCGAGGAAUACCCACAACGUUGGUACUACAAUAACUUGGGUGGUACCAUUCAGUUUGAUAUCGACGAGGACGAAGAAACGGGCGAGGUCAAGAUUGUAGACUGGCCCACUCGCUUUAUCCCCAAGGACGAAUACCUUCGCUAUGCUCGCGUUUGGGUCCGACGACAAUUGCGACGUCAACGACGGAUUCAAAAUCUCAACUUUCAUCGGACCAAAUGGCCCAAAAUUCCAGAACGAGAAUGGCAAAUCAUUUGGGACUUUCACAAGGGGAAUACACUGGCAUUGGAACUUGCCCGCGAGUUUUUGGACAAGCAAUACGAACAGGUCAAAUUGGAAAGCCAGGGUGGUGCACUCCAAUGUUCCAGUCCCGGAGAUGCCGCGUGUGCCACCAAUGUCACGGCAGCACUGACGUAUGAAGAAGGAGACCAUCACUACGAUCUACUCAAGUACGAGCCGGAUGAUUUGGAUUAUAUCAGCCCUACUUGCGACAAUGGAGAAGUCAUGAUGUUCCACGAUUACACGCACUUGGAAUCCCUUCAGACCAACUAUCAGCCGGUUGGAUUUGAGUAUAAUGAAGAAAUGGACGAUGUGUGCAUGGAUAUUGAUAACAUUGUCCAAAUCUGUUCCUGCUACCGUCCACAGUACCACGAAUUUGUCACACAUUAUGCGGCACGAUUCAUUGAUACGGUCAAGCGGGUCCUCUUUGUGGGUGGUGGUGAUUCCAUGCUUCUGUUUGAAGCCUUGAAGUACCCCACUUUGGAAAAGGUGGUGGGAUUGGAAUUGGAUCAAACCAUUACACGAAAGUCCUUCAAGUAUUUUCAAACCCAGCCUCAUUUUGAUGACGAACGUGUCGAGUGGUGGUUUGGAGAUGCUACCAAGAGUAUGUUGCUACUGCCAGAAGAAUAUUGGGGAUCCUUUGAUUUGGUCUUGGUGGAUCUGUCCGAAACCGUCAUGUCCCUUUCCGUCACGAAGGAAUUGGAUGUCUUUGAUGCUUUGGCGUUGCUAUUGAACAAGGAUGGUGUCAUUGUCAAGAACGAACUGUACUUGGAACACUUUUCGGAUGUCUUUGACUACACGGUCCAAAUUCUAUACGAUUCUCCAAUCAUUUGCUCCCAAGUCGUUGCUUUGGGCAGUAACAAGGUCGACUUUUUGCACGAUGACGCCAAGGAUCACGAAAUCCCCAAUCUACUGUACACCCCACUCACAAAGGAUGACAAUCGUUUCGAUUUGAUGCACGAUUACCGCAAGAACGAUGCCCGGGCGAUUGGGAAGUGCGAUACCAUUACUCCACCCAUUGAUACGUCCAAGCAAGACACCAGUGCCGGUAUUUUGGAAAUUGUCAAUGCCGAAGAGGUUUCUAUUGCAUUCGAUGACAAGGCCAAGAUUGUCAAGCUACUCCAGGAUGUCGCUACUGAACAAGGAUUCACUGUGGGUCCUAGCAAAGCCUACAGUGGGAACCUGGUGGUUGCCGUACUCAAGGAAGGAUACAUUGCCGCACGUUUGUGGCCGGAACACAACUAUAUUGGAUUCGAUAUCAAUCUAUGGGGCAAGACUUUUGAAAUCAAAUCAUUGAAGAAGGCCUUGACAAAGGCUGUAGAGAGUUCUUUGGUCUCUGCCUACAAAAUUGUCGUUGGAGGUAUGUUUGGAUCCAGUACUUGGAAGGAGGAUCAAGUGAAGAUUGGACCAUACUCCAAGACGGUGACGAAUAUGAAUCGCAACUGCAAGGAACGAGAAACUUCUCCCGAUGUUGCUCCAAUUCCCAAGCGUGCCAUUGAAAUUGCACUGAACCAAACUUUUACACUUUUGGAUUCUGCUUAUGAUACCGUCACGGUUGGUGUUGUUUGUGGAUUGGAAGGUUCGGACUGCAUGUCGUUUGAUAUUGCCGACUCCAAUCCGCUUGUCACGACGGUGUUCAAGUUCCAAACCUGUGAUUCCUUGGAAAGCGAAGAGAAAAUGUUCCAAUGCGAAAAGGCCUUGGCCGAGCAAUGGCAAGAUUUUGUGAAUGAAUCCAACAAGCCGUUCGACAUGCUUAUGGUCGACAGCUCGGCGCCCUAUGAAAUGCUGCAAAUCUUCAAUAGUAUUUUGGAUGCCGACGAAGUUCGUGAAUCCGUUCUCAAUACCGUCAAUGUCGUCUUGGCCUUUACGGCCGAACCAAAGGAAGAAAAGUUCCGCAAGUUCUUUUUGGAUCGUUAUCGCAUUCAGCAUGGAGAUGACCCUGUUGCAAGAGCCGUCUUUGAGUUGACUCAUGCUGGAGAAGAUGUUGUGGAGAUUGGACUUGUCUACUGUGGCAACACCUUGUAUGUGUAUAGUCUGGAAGCUGUCGAGCACAAUAUCAAGGAACGUCUGACCGAUGUGAAGGUGGAGCUUACCACGAUCAAUGCUGGUCUUUUCCCAUAUGACUUCGAUUUCGAACCGGUCAAUUUUGAGCAAAAAGACUACGACAAUGCCCCAGGGUUGAAGCAAUAUGCCGAACAACACCCGCUUGGACGUCAAAAUGUUUUCCAGUUGGAAGCAAAUCGACCUGAUGUUGAGUUGAAGUUUGACGGUCUAUUCAAGAUGUUGAAGACGGCCAUUCAGACUGCUGGAUUUGACGCCUCUGCUGGAAAGUUUGAAAAGACUCAGAAGGUUGGCGAUGGUGGUCUCAUUGUAUACUCGAGCCAGGUUGCCAAUGUUGUUUUGGUAUGGGAUGGUCGAACCCAUGUGGAUCUCAACUUUUUCACCUUUGAAGAAGGCCGCGGGGAGAAGGUGAAUGGAAGCGUACCUGAGAAGUUUAUCACUGGCUUUUUGAGGGCCUCUGAAAAGAGUUUGAAGAUUAAUUUGCGAGAUGACCAACCUCGGGGAACCGGCAGAGUCAUCAACUUUUCCAGCGAUCUUGCCCCUGAAGAAGAAGCAGCAACAUCAUAA
Messenger RNA from Cylindrotheca closterium, 3765 nucleotides. The record is from the annotation of a GenBank genome assembly. Lineage: Eukaryota; Bacillariophyta; Bacillariophyceae; Bacillariales; Bacillariaceae.